Drosophila mojavensis is the source of this 850-nucleotide messenger RNA. RefSeq lists its product as uncharacterized. The transcript has 2 exons. The record is from RefSeq and is a predicted model, not a curated record. The coding region runs from base 30 to 395 and encodes 121 amino acids. Lineage: Eukaryota; Metazoa; Arthropoda; Insecta; Diptera; Drosophilidae.
AGUUAAUGUAAAUUUAGUCCAAACAAAAUAUGGCUGCAGAAGUGGAAAACUCGGCCGCGGUUGAUAAAACAUCAGCAAAUGCUGAAGAAUUGGAGAACUAUUACCUAAUGCUCGAAGCGGGCAAUAUACCAGAGCUACAAUGGCAAUUCCCUGGACGUCGCCCGCCUUCGCCGGAUGCCAAUGCCGGGAGCAACAGUAAGGAAUUGGAAGCCGCGGCCGAAACUGUGGAACAAGAACCACAGAAGGCAAACGAUUUUGAUUUCAGCGAUGAUGUUGCCCCCACUCAAAUGCGUGUACGCAGCCAGACCUCGACGCCGAAGUCCGCCAAAAAGAAGACGGCCAACUUUGCCGGCGUUAUGGAGACGCUUAAGAAGAAGAAGACUGAGGGCUCCUAGCAUACAAUAACGCUGAUAGUUAGACGAUAAAAGAAUAGUCAGAUAUGUAAAUACAAUGGAAUCCGCUACUAACGACGCUCAAGGGACCGUCAUACACGGAAGUCCGUCAGGGACCAGAAUUUUCAAAGAAUCGUCGCAAUAACUGCUCGGUUGCUAUAAGCUGAGUCUUAUCGCCGUGUUCUACUGUAUAUGUAUAUAGAGCCAACAAAAUGAAAAUUCAAUUUCAUGUAGGAGUUAAAAUCAUGCUAUUUUAUCUAGCAUAUAGAUUAAGUACUAUAAUACUUCCGGUUAUUGAACUGUAUUUUCAAUUGAUAAACUUCAUAGAAUAUCGGAAUAUUAUUAUAAGAUAGAAUAUAAUGCCAACGUUGUAGACUUUUGUCAAUUCAGUCAAUAAUGCAAUACGAUUUACUUAUAAGCUAUACUUAACUACAAUAAACUAUAUUUGUCUAAAAACA